AGAGCCGCUUCGGGGGAGGGGGCGGGUGGGGGAGGGAGGGGCGGGCGGACGCUCGCCCGCGGCACUUGUUUAAUUUUUUUCGGGUGCCGCAGCGGCGACCCAUCGGCGCUGAUGUCCCUCAUCCCCGGAGCAACGACGGCCUCUGCCUAACCUAGAAAGAGGAAUGCCAGCUCCUGAGCAGGCCUCACUGGUGGAGGAGGGGCAACCACAGAUCCGCCAGGAAACUGCCUGCACUGGCCCAGGCAUGGAACCCGAGACCACAGCCACCACUAUUCUAGCUUCUGUGAAGGAGCAGGAGCUUCAGUUUCAGCGACUCACCCGAGAACUGGAAGUGGAAAGGCAGAUUGUUGCCAGUCAGCUAGAAAGAUGUAGGCUUGGAGCAGAGUCACCAAGCAUCGCCAGCACCAGCUCAACUGAAAAGUCAUUUCCUUGGAGAUCAGCAGAUGUGCCAAACCCUGGUGUAAACAAGCCUAGAGCUUCUGACACUGUCCAUCCCAACAACUAUCUCAUCAGGACAGAGCCAGAGCCAGGCGCCCUCUAUUCACCAGAGCAGACAUCUCUCCAUGAAAGUGAGGGAUCAUUGGGUAACUCAAGAAGUUCAACGCAGAUGAAUUCUUAUUCUGACAGUGGAUACCAGGAAACAGGAAGUUUCCACAACAGCCAGAACUUGAGUAAGGCAGACAAUAGACCAUCGCACUCAUUCAUAGCAUCCACUAAUAACCAUCUGGUGAGGCAUUCAAGAGCUGAAGGACAAACUCUGGUUCAGCCAUCAGUAGCCAAUCGGGCCAUGAGAAGAGUUAGUUCAGUUCCAUCUAGAGCACAGUCUCCUUCUUAUGUUAUCAGCACAGGCGUGUCUCCUUCAAGGGGGUCACUGAGAACUUCUCUGGGUAGUGGAUUUGGCUCUCCAUCAGUGACCGACUCCCGACCACUGAACCCCAGUGCGUAUUCCUCCACUACAUUACCUGCUCAGCGGGCAGCAUCUCCGUACUCUGCACAGAGACCCGCCUCCCCAGCAGCUGUGCGGAGGAUUGGGUCAGUCACCUCCCGGCAGACCUCCAAUCCCAACGGACCAACCCCUCAGUACCAAACCACUGUCAGAGUCGGGUCCCCACUGACCCUGACGGAUGCACAGACUCGAGUAGCUUCCCCAUCCCAAGGCCAGGUGGGGUCGUCGUCCCCCAAACGCUCAGGGAUGACCGCCGUACCACAACAUCUGGGACCUUCACUGCAAAGGACUGUUCACGACAUGGAGCAAUUUGGACAGCAGCAGUAUGACAUUUAUGAGAGGAUGGUUCCACCUCGGCCAGACAGCCUGACAGGCUUACGGAGUUCCUAUGCUAGUCAGCACAGCCAGCUUGGACAAGACCUUCGUUCAGCUGUGUCUCCCGAAUUGCACAUCACUCCUAUAUACGAGGGCAGGACCUACUACAGCCCAGUGUACCGCAGUCCAAAUCACGGAACUGUGGAGCUCCAAGGAUCACAGACAGCAUUGUACCGCACAGGCUCAGGUGGGCAUCAGCUGAAAUCGCACCAAUCUGGUUGUCAAGAAAAUGGCUGUGGCAGCAGAUCAAUAAACAGUAUUGGAAAUCUGCAAAGGACGUCCAGCCAACGAAGUACCCUUACAUACCAAAGAAAUAACUAUGCUCUAAACACAACAGCUACCUAUGCGGAGCCCUACAGGCCAAUACAAUACCGAGUGCAAGAGUGCAAUUAUAACAGACUUCAGCACACAGCACCGGCCGAUGAUGGCACCACGAGAUCCCCAUCAAUAGAUAGCAUUCAGAAAGACCCCAGGGAGUUCGCCUGGCGUGAUCCCGAGUUGCCUGAGGUCAUUCACAUGCUGCAGCACCAGUUCCCCUCCGUGCAGGCGAACGCAGCGGCCUACCUGCAGCACCUGUGCUUCGGUGACAACAAAGUCAAGAUGGAGGUGUGUAGGUUAGGGGGAAUCAAGCAUCUGGUUGACCUUUUGGACCACAGAGUUUUGGAAGUUCAGAAGAAUGCUUGUGGUGCCCUCCGAAAUCUUGUUUUUGGCAAGUCGACAGAUGAAAAUAAAAUAGCAAUGAAGAAUGUUGGUGGGAUACCUGCCUUGUUGAGACUGUUGAGAAAAUCUGUUGAUGCAGAAGUAAGGGAGCUUGUUACAGGAGUUCUUUGGAAUUUAUCCUCAUGUGAUGCCGUCAAGAUGACAAUCAUUCGAGAUGCUCUCUCGACCUUAACAAACACUGUGAUCGUUCCACACUCCGGAUGGAAUAACUCUUCGUUUGAUGAUGAUCAUAAAAUUAAAUUUCAGACUUCACUUGUUCUGCGCAACACAACAGGCUGCCUGAGGAACCUCAGCUCCGCAGGGGAGGAAGCCCGGAAGCAGAUGCGAUCCUGUGAGGGGCUGGUGGACUCGCUGCUGUACGUGAUCCACACGUGUGUGAACACAUCCGAUUACGACAGCAAGACCGUGGAGAACUGCGUGUGCACCCUGAGGAACCUGUCCUACCGGCUGGAACUGGAGGUCCCUCAGGCCCGGCUGCUGGGGCUGAACGAAUUGGAUGACUUACUAGGCAAAGAGUCUCCCAGCAAAGACUCAGAGCCAAGCUGCUGGGGGAAGAAGAAGAAAAAGAAAAAGAGAACGCCACAAGAGGAUCAAUGGGAUGGAGUUGGUCCUAUUCCAGGACUGUCAAAGUCCCCCAAAGGGGUUGAGAUGCUGUGGCAUCCGUCGGUGGUAAAACCAUAUCUGACUCUUCUAGCAGAAAGUUCCAACCCAGCCACCUUGGAGGGCUCUGCCGGAUCUCUCCAGAACCUCUCUGCUGGAAACUGGAAGUUUGCAGCGUAUAUCCGGGCGGCCGUCCGCAAAGAAAAAGGGCUCCCCAUCCUUGUAGAGCUUCUGAGAAUGGAUAAUGACAGAGUGGUUUCUUCUGUGGCAACUGCCUUGAGGAAUAUGGCACUAGAUGUUCGAAACAAGGAGCUCAUAGGUAAAUACGCCAUGCGAGACCUGGUCAACCGGCUCCCCGGAGGCUCGGGCCCCAGCGUGCUGUCUGAUGAGACCAUGGCGGCCAUCUGCUGUGCUCUGCAUGAGGUCACCAGCAAAAACAUGGAGAACGCCAAAGCCCUGGCCGACUCCGGGGGCAUCGAAAAGCUGGUGAACAUAACCAAGGGCAGAGGAGACAGAUCAUCUCUGAAAGUGGUGAAGGCAGCGGCCCAGGUCUUGAAUACAUUAUGGCAAUAUCGGGACCUCCGGAGCAUUUAUAAAAAGGAUGGGUGGAAUCAAAACCAUUUUAUUACACCUGUGUCGACGUUAGAGCGAGACCGAUUCAAAUCGCACCCUUCCUUGUCUACCACCAACCAACAGAUGUCACCCAUCAUUCAGUCAGUCGGCAGCACCUCCUCCUCACCAGCACUGUUAGGAAUCAGAGACCCUCGCUCUGAAUACGAUAGGACCCAGCCACCUAUGCAGUAUUACAAUAGCCAAGGGGAUGCCACACAUAAAGGCCUGUACCCUGGCUCCAGCAAACCUUCACCAAUUUACAUCAGUUCCUAUUCCUCACCAGCAAGAGAACAAAAUAGACGGCUACAGCAUCAACAGCUGUAUUAUAGUCAAGAUGACUCCCACAGAAAGAACUUUGAUGCAUACAGAUUGUAUUUGCAGUCUCCUCAUAGCUAUGAAGAUCCUUAUUUUGAUGAUCGAGUUCACUUUCCAGCUUCUACUGAUUAUUCAACACAGUAUGGACUGAAAUCGACCACAAAUUAUGUAGACUUUUAUUCCACUAAACGACCUUCUUAUAGAGCAGAACAGUACCCAGGGUCCCCGGACUCAUGGGUGUAGCAUCAAGAUGCUCAGAGAGGAACUCUUUCUUUCUAGCCUUGUUUGGAUUGAGACGAAAAGUCCGUUGUGCUAAUGUGCUGAUGAAAUGUGAAAGUGACAUGGAAGGAACGAGUGAAGAGCAUUUAUUUUCUUUUUUGAGGAAUUAUCAGGGAAGUGAGGAAACCUUAGAGAGAGAGAGAACUUUCUCAGCUCUAUUUAGGUGUUAGAUCUAAUUACUUGUAGAUUCCGUAGUCUGGUGAAGGUGUGGGCGAUGUGAUGAGAGAUUUGAGAAAUGGGUGAAAUGAGAUGGGGAUGUGUAGGUCAAAUAAAAUUAAAGAUGAUUUUUUUAAUGUGAAUAAAGUUAUGUUCUGAUAGUUUGUACAGAAAAAAAAUAAAAUGGAUGCCCUUCAUGUUUUAUUGCUAUUACUAAACGUCGAGAUUGUAUGCUAUUAUGUCUUGUAAAUUUCUUUUGUUGGUGUAAAUAUGGAAAUGCCACAUUGGUUAAGUGCCAUCAUUUGUAAUGCAGUGUGUCAUUUGAAAAGAGAUUUGAAGAAACAUGACAGCUUAAAAAACAAAUGGGAAACCCAAGAAAUUGUUAGCAAUUAAAGACAAGCUACAGCGUUUGUUUUCAAAAUGAAUAGUGUACUUAGAAGCACAAAGUCCAGUCUGGUAUAGCAGCGCCACGGCCAUCCCUGCCUCUUUCCUAGGACACUUCACUGCCAUUUUCUAUGCACAUGAAAGAAAAUAAAUGUGGAGAUUUCAUCCUUGGAAA
Molecule: messenger RNA, 4562 nt
Organism: Myotis daubentonii (Daubenton's bat)
Lineage: Eukaryota; Metazoa; Chordata; Mammalia; Chiroptera; Vespertilionidae
Gene: PKP4
Product: plakophilin 4
Biological process (GO): cell-cell adhesion
Cellular component (GO): cytoplasm; plasma membrane; nucleus
Molecular function (GO): protein binding
Source: RefSeq, a predicted model, not a curated record